Messenger RNA from Rhagoletis zephyria (snowberry fruit fly), 943 nucleotides. RefSeq lists its product as uncharacterized. The record is from RefSeq and is a predicted model, not a curated record. Lineage: Eukaryota; Metazoa; Arthropoda; Insecta; Diptera; Tephritidae.
CAAACGAUCGCCAAUUUAUUUGGCUUGUAUACAUAUGUAUUUGGUUAAAUAAAAAUCAUUGGAAAUAUUAGAGUACAACUCCACAACAAGCUUUUCAGGCAUUCCGCGCUUUUAAGGCUUCCAACUAUACAAUUCAGCUAUUGCUGAAAGCCUGAAAAGCGUAGAACCUGUACUCUGAGAACUCCACAAUAACUUUUUCGACUACCGAAUAACCGAUUAAGUAUCCUAAUUUUUGAAAUUCUGAAUUUUCAAAAUACCCUGUCCUAAAAUAUUUUUGAGCCAAAAUGUAUUUGACACACCUUGUUUUGAACGACGUAAACUUCUGCUUCUCUCACUUCUUAUGAAGGCAAAAUCAAAAAGCAAAACAUAUAAAUACAAAAAUUAACACAAAAUGUUUCGCAUACAAAAAUUGCUGCUUGAAGAAUUUCGUGAAAUCUACGAGCCUGUUAUUGUGGAGAAUCCAUUUACGCAAGUGACCGAAGAUGGGCACGGGAUCAGACAAUAUCACAUUGGCCUCACACCAUCAAAAAUCAUCUUCGGCUGCGACGAUUUCGAUCUGACAGAUAUGGAUAAUUAUGGCUAUCAUAGCAUGGAUCCCGAAAUAGAAACUUUUCAAUUGGUCAGCUUGUUGCCGCUGCAGUUUUUGUUAGUGAAAUUUUUUCGCAAGCAGGGACGCUGUAUUAUGCGUCUAUGCAUCGUUGGCGAUGAGGAUAAACCGAUGUUUUUUGAAUUUGGUGGUCACUUGUAUAAAAAUUUGUUGUGGAAUACGUGGCGUGAGCGUAUUGCCACAAUACGUUUGUCACAGCCUUUGUUCUUCAACAUAUCUGGAUGCAGCCCAUUCUCGAGCACAGAUGUGUUGGUGGAGGACGAGGAGGUGGAAGCGCUGGUGCAUUCGGCGCCACAUUCGGUGGCUAGUUACUGCAUGAGCCUCGGACGCCAGUGA